Molecule: messenger RNA, 2593 nt
Organism: Syngnathus typhle (broad-nosed pipefish)
Lineage: Eukaryota; Metazoa; Chordata; Actinopteri; Syngnathiformes; Syngnathidae
Product: neuronal acetylcholine receptor subunit alpha-7-like
Exons: 9
Coding region: 1-1557 (518 amino acids)
Biological process (GO): signal transduction; chemical synaptic transmission; monoatomic ion transmembrane transport
Cellular component (GO): synapse; postsynaptic membrane; neuron projection
Molecular function (GO): transmembrane signaling receptor activity; acetylcholine-gated monoatomic cation-selective channel activity
Source: RefSeq, a predicted model, not a curated record
AUGUGGACAGCCCUCCUCUUCAAAGGAUCUCUGCAAGGAGAGUACCAGAGGAGACUUUACAAGGAGUUGCUUGCUAACUACAACCGACUGGAGAGACCAGUGGUCAAUGACUCAGCUGCCAUCCUGGUGGAGCUGGGCUUCACUCUUCUGCAAAUAAUAGAUGUGGAUGAAAAGAACCAAGUGUUGAUGACCAACGCCUGGCUGCAGCUGUACUGGACUGAUAUCUACCUGAGCUGGAACCCAGAAAACUACCCUGGUGUCCAGAACCUUCGAUUCCCUUCAGACCAGAUCUGGACUCCUGACAUCCUUCUUUACAACAGUGCGGAUGACCGCUUCGAUGCCACUUUCCACACCAAUGUUCUAGUGAAUGCUUCGGGUUACUGCCAGUACAUCCCACCCGGCAUCUUGAAGAGCACUUGCUACAUUGACGUGCGCUGGUUCCCCUUUGAUGUCCAGAAGUGUGACUUGAAGUUUGGCUCCUGGACACACAAUGGCUGGCUGCUGGAUCUUCAGAUGCUGGAUGUGGACACAUCCACCUACAUACCCAAUGGCGAGUGGGAUCUUGUGGGUGUCCCAGUCAAGCGGAAUGAACUAUACUACGACUGUUGCAAGGAGCCCUACCCUGAUGUGACCUUCACAGUCACCAUGCGCCGCAGAACGCUUUAUUACGGCCUCAAUUUGCUCAUUCCCUGCGUGCUCAUUUCUGGCUUGGCUCUUUUGGUCUUCCUGCUGCCUGCUGACUCAGGAGAAAAGAUCUCUCUAGGAAUCACCGUGCUGCUUUCGCUAACUGUUUUCAUGCUUCUGGUAGCUGAGAUCAUGCCGGCCACCUCUGACUCAGUUCCCCUCAUCGCUCAAUACUUUGCCAGCACCAUGAUGAUAGUUGGAAUGUCAGUGGUGGUGACUGUGAUCGUCCUGCAAUUCCAUCACCAUGACCCUCAGGGAGGCAAGAUGCCCAAGUGGGUUCGGGUGGUCCUGUUGAACUGGUGUGCUUGGUUUCUGCGGAUGAAGCAACCUGGCGAUGAGCGCAGGCGUCCUGGCUACAAGCACCGCCAUACUACCCAGCACCAUUCCAGCAGCAACUCUCUCGAAAUGGGCGCCGUUCCAAGUCUCUCCAUUCCUCUCUCCCAAACGUCCUGCCCACCAUGCACCUCAGGCACCUCCAACGGUUCAAUGAGCCUCUACUUUGGCAGCUACCAUCCAAAUGAGACUCCACACUGCCCACCGUCCAGCGACUCUGGUGUAGCACUGGGGGGCCAUGCUCACUGCUCCCCUGGUGAAGAGGCUGAGCCCCCCAGUGUUCUGGGAAUGGGUGCGGGGAUGGGAGUCAGGAUCCCACCACCAGAGAUUCAGCGCAUCUUGGAGGAGGUGACCUACAUAGCCCAGCGCUUCCGUAAUCAGGAUGAGGCUGAGGCCAUUAGCAGUGAGUGGAAGUUUGCAGCAGCAGUGGUGGACCGUCUGUGCCUGGUGGCCUUCUCGCUCUUCUCCAUCAUUUGUACCUUCACCAUCCUCAUGUCAGCACCCAAUUUCAUAGAGGCUGUCUCCAAGGACUUCACAUAGCUGGAUGCAGGAGAAAAAAAGUAUUUAUCACUUUGUGGGCCAUAAUUCUUAUUGUAUUUUUCUUAUGUAAAUAUAGAUGUUUUAAGUCUCAGCUACCGCUAACUUCUAUGUGCAAACACACACAUGUUGUCCAUUUGAGCUCACUUGCCAAAUUAUGAUCUUGAUUAUCAUCUUAACACCUUUUCCACCAUUAACAUUACCUAUAAUUUUGCCCAAGGGGGGAGGGGAGGGGUGCUUUUUCAAACAACUGAAUCUGUACUGUAUUAAACUCUCUUGGGGUUACUUUAGUGCAAAAAAAAUGCUUUAUAUCAACUGGUUGGAAUGGACCAAUAAUACAGAUUCAAUUUUGUCAUUCAAAUGUAUUUUAUUGUAGUUUAAGUUUUUGUCCUUAGCUAUUUGCUUGGAAACUCCAGCGGUAAGCUACAUAAAGUUCGAAGUUGCUAUAGUGACCUUGGACGGUCGGUUACUAUCUCACAAUAAUCUUGUACAAUUUGUAAGAUAUGUAAUGCACUAGAAUAUAGAAUAUUUGGAGGGAUUUAAUAAACCUUAAGCCUAUCCUCACAACACUAACUGCUUAAAAAUUAGGGACUAAAAUAGCAUGUUGGCCAUGCAAGAGUGUGGGUGUGUUGCUUUGUAAUAAAGAUGGAUACAGAGGCAGUUGCAAUGCUUGCUUUUCUGCAAAUUAGUCAAGUUCAAAUUGAAUAAAGUAUUUGGGCUUCCAUACAAUAUUCUAACGUAAGUCUUCUGACGUGUCUCCGUCAAAUAAGGAAAAUUACUAAAGGCCCCAAGUCUCAUGAUGUUUCUCCCUCAAAUAAAGAUUAUUGGUAAAGGAGUGAGAAUUUAAGAAAAAAAAUCUAAAUCACGUUACAUAACUGCAAAAUAGUGUACCAUCAUCGUAGCUCUAUGUCAAUAUAGGUUCUGUGUAUGUUCAUAGAAGAGAGUCGAGUGGCUCCUGCUGUACAUGACAGGUGAAUUUAGUUUUCAUCUUUGUUGUGCUGAUUGUCGUUUACAUGUCCUUUGAAGUGUAAAAUGUCAC